Lethenteron reissneri (Far Eastern brook lamprey) is the source of this 525-nucleotide messenger RNA. RefSeq names its product antifreeze protein Maxi-like. Gene Ontology annotation, cellular component: ribosome. The record is from RefSeq and is a predicted model, not a curated record. NCBI's taxonomy places the organism in Eukaryota, Metazoa, Chordata, Hyperoartia, Petromyzontiformes, Petromyzontidae. Gene Ontology annotation, molecular function: structural constituent of ribosome. Gene Ontology annotation, biological process: translation.
GCAGUAGCAGCAGCAGCAGCAGCGGCAGCAGCAGCAGCAGUAGCAGCAGCAGCAGUAGCAGCAGCAGUAGCAGCAGCAGCGGCAGUAGCAGCAGCAGCAGCAGUGGCGGCAGUAGCAGCAGCAGCAGCAGCAGCGGCGGCAGUAGCAGCAGCAGCAGCGGCAGUAGCAGCAGCAGCAGCGGCAGCAGCAGCAGCAGUAGCAGCAGUAGCAGUAGCAGCAGCAGCAGCAGUAGUAGCAGUAGCAGCAGCAGCAGCAGUAGUAGCAGUAGCAGCAGCAGCAGCAGCGGCAGCAGCAGUAGCAGCAGCAGCAGCAGCAGCGGCCGCGGCGGCGGCGGCGGCGGCGGCGGCGGCGGCGGCGGCGGCGGCGGCGGCGGCGGCGGCGGCGGCGGCGGCGGCGGCGGCGGCGGCGGCGGCGGCGGCGGCGGCGGCGGCGGCGGCGGCGGCGGCGGCGGCGGCGGCGGCGGCGGCGGCGGCGGCGGCGGCGGCGGCGGCGGCGGCGGCGUACGAGACGCUCUUCUGCGACUGA